AUGCCACCCAAAAGAUACUCCGCCAAGCGAUCCAGCCAGGCUGCUCCCUCUCAGUCCCAGGCUCCUAGACCUUCGCAGGUGCCGAGAACUACACAAGCUCCUCGAGCACCGCAAGCCUCUGGUAGUCUUACCCAGAGAAGGCGAAGAGUAAUCGAAGAAGAAGACGAAGACGACGAGCCAGAGCAGGAGGGUGGAGAGAAUGGCGAAGGCGACGAGGGAGGAGAAGCUGAACUCGAGCGCCGAAUAGCUUUGCUUGUCAGAUUGGCACUCUCUGUUGAGCAUGCCAAGGGCAGUUUAAGAAGAGAUCAAAUUAACAAAAUCGUCUUUCCAAACGGCGGUCGCACUUUCAAUGCCGUCCUACGAGGCGCAAAUCACAAUUUGCGCAAGGUGUUUGGACUUGAAAUGGUCGAGCUGAUGACACGUGCGGAAAGGGACAAAGUCGGUGCGGGUGAGGGCGAAGAUGAAGACGAUGAUGAACGGACUGCAACUGGGAGGAAGAAGAAUAAAGUCGGAGCAUCAUCCAAAACAUAUAUUAUUCGCUCCGCGCUCGAUCCCGCCCUUGUCACACUCGCGAAUAAACCAGAUGCUGAUCUUAGUGCGGCUGGGGACCUUGAUCUCGAACGUCUCAAUUCAAAAAACAAGACCGUCAAUCCUGAUGAAGAAGAAACGGUCGCUGCCGCCUCACGAGCUGGAACCUCUAUUCUGGGUUGGGAUGUCGGAGGCGAGGGAGAGGGCGACUGGUACAGUGUGAUGUCUAUCCUACUGGGACUAAUAUUGGUCAAUGGGAGAAGUGUUGCAGACAACACUCUCAGAGCAUUAAUUAAGCCACUUGGUCUAACACCGAAUGCUGAGAUGUUCGUCCCGAUCUCAAACCACCGUCGUCGGAUGAAAUUCCCCGAGUUUCUCGCACAUCUCACCAAGUUGGGGUACCUCGAGCGUGCACGCGCUACUCUAGCCAUGGCCGGUACGCAGCAGCCAAAGAAGCGAGGGCGUCAAUCUCAAGCUGCUGCCGUGGACGACGACGACGAUGGAAGUGCGAUAGAAUGGAAAUGGGGUAGUCGAGCACAUGCUGAAAUGGGAGAAAAGGCCGUGGCAGAGUUCAUGGUCGAUUUUAUGGUUGAACGGGCGAUCAAGGACGCAGCUAGGCAGCUCAGACGGAAUGGUCAAACCCAGGGCGGGGAUGAAGACGAAGAAGACGAAGAAGCUAAUGUUGGGAGGACGGAGAGGAACGAACGAGCAAAGGACAAGGCCGCGUUGGAGGCUCGAGCAGAGAAGAUGCGGGAGGCCAUGAUGCGGGAUGUAGAACGAUCGGCUGGUGGGCAUUUGAGUGACGCUGGGAAGGGUGUUCCUACCAGUUAG
Molecule: messenger RNA, 1359 nt
Organism: Rhizoctonia solani
Lineage: Eukaryota; Fungi; Basidiomycota; Agaricomycetes; Cantharellales; Ceratobasidiaceae
Product: Melanoma-associated antigen G1
Exons: 5
Coding region: 1-1359 (452 amino acids)
Biological process (GO): DNA repair
Cellular component (GO): nucleus
Source: RefSeq, a predicted model, not a curated record